UUAUUUUCAUCUACCUUUUUUAUUAGCUAUUAUUUUUAGCUUAACAAUGAACAUUUCUUAAUAGAAUUAUUGAGAGAGUGUGGUUUAAUUUUGAUUAAAAACUUUUCUUUGUGAUAUAACGAUUGAAUAAUUGAUGAAUUAUAUUUUUGUUGAAGUAACUGCAAUGUAAAUAAUUUAUUUGCAUACUAUCAGAAUACUUUAUCAUUGUUUCUGGUAGAAAAACCUACAUUGCUAUAGUAAUGGUCUUGUUUAGAAAUUUUAAAUUGAUCAUUCUCUAGUGAGAUUUCUGAGGGUGUUUUUUAAACCAUUUUUAUUUCUUUUGAAUAAAUUUAGAAGCAAUAAUCCUUAGCCAUGGCAAAUGUCACAGAAUGCCAUGUGAAAAAACCAGAACAGAUAGAAAAACAGGAUGUGUGUAAGUCUGAUCAUGGAAAAGGUACUGAACCAAAUCCUCCUUUCUUGCCCCAAAAGUUGGAUUCUUACCCUGCGCCAGAACCUGGACCGAUGGGUCCUGUUGGUCCAUGGGCCACAGGUAAGGUAGAAUGGAAUCCCAUGGCCGGAAUUACAGGUACACGACCUGUUGUCGACCACUACUCUAUCACAAGAUAUUCUGACGGUGAAUGGAGGAAGCAUAAUGAGGAAGUUCUCUGCUGCACUGCUGAUGAUCUUCACAGGGUUAAUAUGGCAGAUUAUAAUAGUCGAAGGGGGUUAGAGAGUAUAUCAGCAGUUGCAGACAAAACUCAAGAAACCUCAACGAACAGACUUAAAGAACGUUCUUCAGAACUACUUCGUUGGAAAACGGAGGUUGAGCAAGAAAUAAGAUCUUCAGUGGAUGAAGUAAGACUUCUUGGAAUGCAAAGACGUCGUGCUAUUCAAGCAAGAAAUGUCCUUGGACUCUGUAGGUCAAUCAAUGGAGAAUGUUUGACAAGAAGAGGAUUCAGGGAUGGAUAUGAUUUAGCAAGAGACAAAGUAGAGGAAGAAUUAAUCAAAGAGGCAGCAAUGAUUGCAGAAAUAGAUAUGCUAAUUACAAACACAAUAAGAAAAAUUGACGAACAACAAGCUGCAAAUAAGUCAAUGAAGGAACGUUUAGAAGGUGACUGGUCUGAUAGAAAUGAAGCAUUUAUUUUGACAAAUGAAAACAUCUACCUUAAAAAUGAUUCACCCACGAUCUUGUUUAGAGCGGCAGCUGCUAGAUUUCCAGAACAUCAAUCAUCCGAAGAAGGCUGGGAAAAGCACACUAGGGAACUAUUGGGUAUGGCAGCCGCUGUGAGGGGUCAGUCGGCAGAGCUGAGAGCGCUGUUGAAUGGACCUAUUCUGCAGGAUGCCAUGCGAGACUUGAAGCAACAAGCUGAGACCGUGGAUAUCACUUUGGCAAGGGGAAUCGCAGAUCUCGAACAGUGUAUCAAUGCUAUGCACCAAGAGCUUGCAGUGGUAGUUAGAAGAAAUGCUGAAAGUGAAACACUUAUGUUUGACCUUCAACAUGGAAUAAGAGCAUUAGAUAAAGCAAUGAAAGUAGCUCAGACAAGAUUGGAUAAUUACCAAUUGAGACCAGGUGUUGAAAACUGCAGAGAUAAAUCGAUGUUCAGCCUCAUCGAUGAGGUGAAAUCAGUUGGAGAGCAAAGCACUUCUAUGAAAGGGCAGCUUCAAGAGGCGGAAGAAGCUCUAUUAAAUUUAAUUAACUCGAGAUCAACUUUGGAGAAAGAGCUUAAAAACAAAUUGAAAACAUUGGAUAUUGACAGAAAUAGAUGCCAAGCGUGUAGGUCACAAUAUCCAACAGCAACUGCCAUGUCUGGUUUCUAAUAAAUUUAUG
Nezara viridula (southern green stink bug) is the source of this 1807-nucleotide messenger RNA. NCBI's taxonomy places the organism in Eukaryota, Metazoa, Arthropoda, Insecta, Hemiptera, Pentatomidae. The record is from the annotation of a GenBank genome assembly.